Molecule: messenger RNA, 1437 nt
Organism: Debaryomyces hansenii CBS767
Lineage: Eukaryota; Fungi; Ascomycota; Pichiomycetes; Serinales; Debaryomycetaceae
Product: putative lipid phosphatase
Exons: 1
Coding region: 1-1437 (478 amino acids)
Biological process (GO): GPI anchor biosynthetic process
Cellular component (GO): endoplasmic reticulum
Molecular function (GO): hydrolase activity
Source: RefSeq, a predicted model, not a curated record
AUGAGUCAUAGAAGAAAGGAGAAGAUAGAAGAUAUAUUACCCCUUCAUCAGAAUAAUCAUAGUAACCAUGGAUUCACUUACAAGCCCAAAGCAACCCAAAACCAAACUGAUUCCUUGAAGUCUCAAUUUGUCAAGUGGAAGAUACUAUUGAUUCUAUCGGUAAUAUGGAUACUCGUGAUUCACUACUUUGAGAGGAUUUCUGUUCGUCUGUCAAUGGAAAGAUGUCAAUGGAAAAAUUGGGAAGGCUGGGAUAAAUCUGCUCAGCCACAUCGAAUAGCUUUGAUUGCAGACCCACAAAUUGUUGAUGAAAGUUCGUAUCAAGGAAGACCAAGGAUUUUAAAUUACUUUGUGAAGAAGAUAAGUGACAAUUAUCUUCAUAGAAAUUAUAGAUUCUUACAGGAAUACCUCGAUCCAGACACCACUAUUUUUCUUGGUGACUUAUUCGAUGGAGGAAGAGAUUGGAAGAAUAAAAUGUGGUUAGAUGAAUAUACAAGAUUCAACGAGGUAUUCCCAAAAAAACCAAACAGGAGGAUCAUCGAGUCCUUGCCAGGUAAUCAUGAUAUUGGCUUUGAAAAUAUCGACUUUGAGGUGGUUAAGCGUUUCGCAGCAUUCUUCGGGGAAGCAAAUGAUGUUAUCGAGAUAGGAAAUCAUUCAAUAAUCCUCUUAGAUACUAUAUCAUUAUCUUCGGAUGAUCCACUUAUUAGUAAAGAUUCAACAGAUUUUUUAAACAAUCUCGAUCAAAGAUUAAACCCACACUUCCCAAGAGUUUUGUUAACUCACGUACCCCUCUAUAGAUUCAAUGAUAAACAACUAUGUGGGCCUUAUAGAGAAUCCAAUAAACUUUUCCCCAUUCAAAAAGGAAAACAGUAUCAAACUGUAAUAGAAUUUGGAAUAUCACAAAAAGUUCUUGGUACCGUUAAACCUGAUAUAGUGUUCAGUGGUGAUGAUCAUGAUUAUUGCGAUGUUCGAUAUUCAUUUGACGAUAACGGAUCGGAGAGGUUUUCAAGAGAAAUAACCGUAAAAUCUGCGUCAAUGACUUGCGGUAUCCAAUAUCCAGCUGUUCAGUUAUUAUCUUUGAAUAACCCAUAUAAUUUAGAUCCUCAAGUCAAGCUUGCAACCCCAAAACAUGUAACAGAAAUGUGCUAUCUUCCAAAACCAUAUUUUGCAUUAAAAGUGUAUGUUUUUCUCUUCAUUUGCACGCUUCUUGUUUUGGCGAGUGUCUUCUUUCAAGGUUUGUUUAACUUACCGAGAUUUCAACAAUUGAAACUCAAAAGGAACGAUGAUUAUCUACUUGCUGAUAACAGCUGGAGGCCACAGAAGGAUUUAAUUAUAGAUAAUAUAAACAAAAAAAAGAAUGUUGGUGGUUUUUUCGCAAAUGGUUUGAUAUUAAUCGCUUCAAUUUAUAUUCUCUUUGGGAUUUACUAUUCAUACAUCUAG